UUGGCGUUUGUCAUCAGAAUCCGAGGCAUCAAUGGAGUAAGCCCAAAGGUCCGCAAGGUACUGCAGCUCCUUCGUCUUCGACAGAUCUUCAAUGGCACCUUUGUUAAGCUCAACAAGGCUUCCAUUAACAUGCUGAGGAUCGUGGAACCGUACAUUGCAUGGGGGUACCCCAACCUGAAGUCAGUAAAUGAGCUCAUCUACAAGCGAGGCUAUGGCAAAAUCAAUAAGAAGCGGAUUGCCUUGACGGAUAAUUCCUUGAUUGCUCGGUCUCUUGGUAAAUUUGGCAUCAUCUGCAUGGAGGAUCUAAUUCAUGAGAUCUAUACAGUUGGGAAACGCUUCAAGGAAGCAAAUAACUUCCUGUGGCCUUUCAAAUUAUCUUCCCCACGGGGUGGAAUGAAGAAGAAGACAACUCACUUUGUAGAAGGUGGAGACGCUGGCAACAGGGAAGACCAGAUCAACAGGCUUAUUAGACGGAUGAACUAAGGUGUUGCCCGUGGUAUUUUUGUAAUCUGGUCAGUUAAUAAACAGUCACAGCUUGGCAAA
Grammomys surdaster is the source of this 543-nucleotide messenger RNA. RefSeq names its product 60S ribosomal protein L7. Gene Ontology annotation, cellular component: cytosolic large ribosomal subunit. Gene Ontology annotation, molecular function: RNA binding; structural constituent of ribosome. The record is from RefSeq and is a predicted model, not a curated record. Gene Ontology annotation, biological process: maturation of LSU-rRNA from tricistronic rRNA transcript (SSU-rRNA, 5.8S rRNA, LSU-rRNA). The annotation marks the transcript as partial. The transcript has a single exon. NCBI's taxonomy places the organism in Eukaryota, Metazoa, Chordata, Mammalia, Rodentia, Muridae.